Molecule: messenger RNA, 1914 nt
Organism: Periconia digitata
Lineage: Eukaryota; Fungi; Ascomycota; Dothideomycetes; Pleosporales; Periconiaceae
Source: the annotation of a GenBank genome assembly
GAGUCCCUCGUCUUUCGUCGUGUCUUUGUCCCGAGGCGAGAGUGGGGGGAAUGCGAUCCGAGGGCAUGUCGGAUGGGGGGUAGGUUGGAAGUGGCAGACGCCAGCUUCAUCAUCUUUUCCGUCGUCGUGAUUUAUCUUUACGAGUUUGGCUGUUUUCGUUGCGUGUUUUCUCUUCUAUUCGAGCUUUGGACGCUUCUAUUGACCUUUUUUUUCUUGUCUGGUAUCCCGUCGUUUGGACUUGUACAUUGGAAGCCAGCGCGCGUAAAUAUGACGACAGCAACACAAGAGCCAGCAUCGCAAACGUGGGAGACUGUAGCGUCGAAGCACUGCGCGCAACUCCUCGCAAAGAUUCCACAGGAAUACAUCAUUCCUCAAGAUAUCUUCCCGUCCCAGUCUCAGUCAGACGCGACUUUGUUCCGGAAAUCGUCGGGCUGGUUCACGGAGAACGAGCUCGAGAUCACGUCGAGUGAUGCCUGCGCCAUCCUAGAAAAGCUGAAAACUAGCAAAUGGAGCAGUGAAGAGGUUACGAGGGCGUUUUGUAAGACUGCGGCGGCGGCGCAUCAACUGACAAACUGCCUCACAGACUUCUUCCCUGGCGAAGCAAUCGCCCGCGCAAAAUCCCUCGACGAGCAUCUCGCACGCACCGGAAACCCCAAAGGACCACUCCACGGCCUCCCCAUCUCGCUAAAAGACAACUUCAAUGUCGAGGGCAAAGACAGCACAAUCGGCUUCGUCUCGCUCGUAGCGAAACCCGCCACGGCGAAUGCAACAUUAGUAGAUGUGCUGCAAGAUCUAGGCGCCGUCUACUUCGUCAAAACCACAACCCCAACCGCCAUGAUGAUCGCAGAAACAACAUCCAACCUCUUCCCCGUAACCAAAAACCCUCUCAACCUCCACCUCACCCCCGGCGGGUCCUCCGGCGGCGAAGCAGCGCUCCUAGCUUUCAACGCCUCCCCGCUGGGAAUCGGCACCGACAUCGGCGGCUCCCUCCGCAUCCCCGCGUCCUGCACCGGCCUGUUCACCCUGCGACCCUCGCUCGGGCGUUUUCCCACACAAGGCUGCACAAGCGGGAUGGGCGGACAAGAGGCUGUCGCGAGCGUGAACGGGCCCAUGGCGAGGGAACUGCGGGAUGUAGAGAUGUACUGCCGGACAGUUGUCAGUGCGGAGCCGUGGAGAAAAGACCCAAAAUGUAUCCCCAUCCCAUGGCGGGAACAGCACCUCCCAAAGACGCUGAAAAUCGCCGUAUGCUGGGCCGACGGCGUCGUCAAACCCACGCCCCCCGUGACACGUGCACUGCACGAGACGGUAUCAGCCCUGAAAGCCGCGGGCCACGACAUCGUAGAAUGGGAUCCCACGCUCCACGCGCAAGGCCUCGCCCUCCUCGCGCGCAUGUUCGUCGCCGACGGCGGCAAGUCGAUUGAGAAGUUGCUCGCGCCCGCCCGCGAGCCCUGGAGGCCCGAGAUGGCCAUGUACGAGGCCGCGCGCGAGCUGGGCGUCUACGACAUGUGGCAACUCCAUCUAGAGCGCAGCACGUUCCAGAAAAAGUUCCUCGAGCAAUGGAUGCGUUGUGCUGGUGGGGGAGGCAUCGAUGCGAUUCUGGCGCCUACCACGCCGUAUGCGGGGGCGCCUGCGCAUGGGAAGUUCAAGUAUGUCGGGUAUACGGGGGUGUUUAAUGUGGUGGAUUAUUCGGCCGUGUCGUUCCCGAGCGGACUUGUUGUCGAUAAAGAGAAAGACAAGAGGACAGACGCGUCAAAUCAAGAACCGCUGAGUGAUUAUGACAGAGAGGUGCAGUCGAGCUAUGAUGUGGAUUUAGCUCACGGAAUGCCGAUAAGUCUGCAACUUGUUGCCAAUAGACUCGAAGAGGAAAAGGCCCUGGCUAUUACUCGUGCGAUCAUCGCUGCGCUUCAUCAAUAA